AAAAUGACGUCACCUGGAAUACUGUGUACAUGUUCCGUGAAGCAUAAACGCUUGACAAUUGUUGGGUGUGCCCUAGAAGAAACAAGGAUUUUCACCAGUGUUAUAUCGGAAUUAUUGACAUUUUAUAAGAAAAUGGAGUGAUUUUAAACAUAAACAGGGCCACUUAUAUAAAACAGCUGACAUUUAACAACAACAAGAAAUAAGGACAUACCAAAGUCUUUAACAAUGGUCAUUCUAGCCAAGGGUGACCAUGUGUGGAUCGAACCAAAGCAAAAGACCGAGUUCAGCGUUGCCAUUGGUGCGCAGGUCCAGUACUCGGAGGCGGGCCGGAUACGGGUAGUUGACGACGAUGGAAAGGAACAUUGGGUAGAUGGGAAACAACAGAUUCGGCAUAUGAACGCGACUUCUGUCAAUCACAUAGAAGACAUGAUCUUACUUGGUGACCUCAACGAGGCUGGGAUACUUCGCAACUUGUUUCUUAGAUAUGCUGAUAACAAAAUAUACACCUACACUGGUUCCAUUCUGGUAGCUGUAAACCCUUACCAAGUAUUGCCGAUUUAUACGCCAGAAUAUAUCUCAGAGUAUCGGGACAAGAAGAUUGGUGAGUUGGAGCCUCAUAUCUUCGCUAUAGCAGACAACUCGUACCAUAACAUGCAGAGAUACCAGCAUGAUCAGUGUGUUAUCAUCAGUGGAGAAUCAGGUGCGGGUAAAACAGAAAGUACAAAACUUAUCCUGCAGUUUCUAGCGGCCAUCAGUGGUCAGCAUUCCUGGAUAGAACAACAAAUUCUAGAAGCUAAUCCUAUCAUGGAAGCCUUUGGUAAUGCCAAAACUAUCAGGAACGACAACUCUAGUAGAUUCGGCAAGUAUAUAGAUAUUCACUUCAAUCAACGUGGAUCAAUAGAGGGCGCUAAGAUCUUACAGUACUUGCUGGAGAAGUCGAGAAUCGUUCACCAAGCUCACGAUGAGAGAAACUACCAUAUAUUUUACUGUAUGUUAGCUGGUAUGACCCAAGAUGAGAAGAGGAAGUUAGACGUCACUAAUGCCCAGCAAUACUGGUACCUCACUCAGGGUGGAGAUACUAAAUGUGAAGGUAGAGAUGAUGCUAAAGAGUUUGCUGACAUCAGAUCAGCUAUGAAGGUGCUCAUGUUCUCAGAUAAAGAAGUCUGGGAACUCCUGAAAAUAUUAGCAUCAUUAUUACAUCUGGGAAACUUGAACUACAAUUGUAAAAUGGACAAUAUCGAUGAUGCCAGUGAAAUAUCAGAUAUAUCUCACAUCAACAAAGUGUGUGCUCUUUUUGAGGUUCAAGCCCAGGAUCUGAUAGAUUCUCUAACAACUAAGACCAUAGUUACACGAGGGGAGAGUGUCACCAGUGCUAUGGGUGUGGCCCAGUCAAUGGAUGUCAGGGACGCGUUUGUGAAGGGUAUCUAUGGUAGAAUGUUUGUAUGGAUUGUAGAGAAGAUCAACAAGGCAAUCUUUAAACCAAAAACAAACCCCAAACAUUUCAGAAGCUCCAUCGGUGUUCUAGAUAUCUUCGGCUUUGAAAGUUUUGAUAUCAAUAGUUUUGAACAGCUGUGUAUCAACUAUGCGAACGAGAAUCUGCAGCAGUUUUUCGUACAGCAUAUCUUCAAGCUAGAACAAGAGGAGUAUGACAAUGAAGGUAUCAACUGGCAACAUAUUGAGUUUGUUGACAACCAAGAUGCCCUCGAUCUCAUUGGUCUAAAACCUAUGAACAUCAUCUCAUUGGUUGAUGAGGAGAGCAAGUUUCCCAGGGGUACAGAUCAGACUAUGUUAGACAAGCUACAUCAGACCCAUCAAAAUAACAAGAACUAUCUCCGACCAAAGGCUGAUAUUAACAGAGUGUUUGGUCUCAACCAUUUUGCUGGUGUUGUCUUCUAUGACAGUAAAGGAUUUCUGGAGAAGAAUAGAGAUACGUUUUCUGGAGAUUUACUACAAGUUAUACAGUCAUCAGGGAAUACAUUCUUACUGGAUCUCUUCAAACAAGAUAUACAUAUGGGUUCAGAUACAAGAAAAAGAGCCCCGACAUUAGGAGCCCAGUUCAAGAAGUCUCUGGAAUCUCUAAUGAAGACAUUGAAUGCCUGUCAACCUUUCUUUGUUAGGUGUAUUAAACCUAAUGAGUUCAAGAGAGCACAGGAUUUUGACAGGGAGCUAUGUUGUAAGCAGCUCAGGUAUUCUGGUAUGAUGGAGACAAUCCGUAUCCGUCGAGCCGGAUAUCCUAUCAGACAUUCUUUCUACGAUUUUGUUGAUCGUUACCGUAUCCUUGCUGACGGUAUUGGCCCCGCCCACAAGGAGGAGUGCAGGGCAGCUUCACUGAAGAUCUGUCAGAAAGCCCUUGCUGGUUUAGAUUAUCAGUUGGGACGUACAAAAGUUUUCCUCAAGGACGCACAAGACGCAUUUUUAGAGCAGCAGCGUGAGAUACGGUUGACGGAGAAGAUUGCUAUCAUACAGAAGUGCAUACGUAUGUGGGCGGUGAGACGUAGGUUCCUGAAGAUGGUUGGAUGCUGUACCACAAUACAAACUAGAUGGAGAGCGUAUGCUGCCAGGAAGAAAUUCUUAGCUAUGAGGCAAGGUUACAUGAGACUACAAGCUUUAUGUAGGUCAAGGGUUCUCACAGCUCAGUUUAACGCACAGCGUAGUCUAGUGAUUAACUUACAGCGUUAUUGUCGGGGUCACCUGGUACGUCAGUGGGCACAGAAGAGAAUGUUCUCUAUCAUCAGAAUACAGGCACAGAUUAGAGCUGCUAUACAGAGGAUGAAGUUCCGACGAUUGAGGAUUGAGUAUGAGAAACGUAUGGAAGCAGAGAGGAUCAGACAAGAGGAGGAGACAAAGCUAAGGAAGAAGAUGAAUGAGAAGAAGGCCAAACAAGAAGCCGAGAGAUUACAUCAGGAAAGACUUGCUGAUAUUGAACGUGAAGCAUUCGAGACAGAGAGGAUGCAACGAGAACAGGCGAAGAUGAAAGUUGAACAAAUAGAAAUCACAGAGAGGAAACGAAAUGAGACAGUCAGCGAUUCUCAAGUGGUGGAUGAUAUAUUUGGAUUUAUUGGGGACGGACAAGAGGGAUAUGGUGGUGAAGGGCCGUCUGCAUUCGCUUCAGAUGGAUUUCAGGAUAACUUUCUGUUUGCAGAUCUUGAGGAAAAGAGGAAGCGUAUUAUGUCGGAGAUCGGUUACGACACCGACGAGAUGCAUAUACCUUUACCAUUAGACGAGGAGGAUAUAUCUGAGUACAAAUUCUCCAAAUUUGCAGCGACGUUUUUCCAAGGGAACGCCACACACACGUACAUUAGACGUCCGAUCAGAACUUCAUUGUUACAGUUGAAAUCUGAGAGUGAUCACCUGGCUGCCCUUGCUGUAUGGAUCACCAUACUGAGGUUUAUGGGAGAUUUGCCGGAACCGAAAAUAUAUACUGGAGUACAGGAUACUAGGGACACAACCCCAGUAAUGACUAAAAUCUACUCGACCCUGGGACGUAAAUUCAACAAGAAAGAUCUAGAAGAAGCACAGCGUAUGAAUAUGGAACUCGAGAAUGAGCCGAACGCGAUGAUUCGUGGUAGCGGGAAACGCAGCAUGCGUAAAAAGCUUGUGUCUUUGACACUGAAAAAGAAAUCAAAGAUUACAGAAGAGUUCAAGAAUCAGCUUGAUUCUGAUUAUUUCUCACCAUCGGGUCAAAAUGCUCUAUUAGAAGAGAGGCCGACUACAAACUUGGAAAAAUUACAUUUUAUAAUCGGGCACGGUAUCCUGCGACCAGAUUUAAGGGACGAGAUAUAUUGUCAGAUUGCCAAACAGCUUACCCAGAAUCCUUCACGCUCGUCACAUGCUAGAGGCUGGAUCUUACUGUCUUUAUGUGUCGGAUGCUUCGCACCCUCCGAUAAGUUUAUCAAGUACCUAAGGAAUUUCAUAAGUGAGGGACCACCAGGUUAUGCCCCUUAUUGUGAGGAGAGAUUGCGACGAACCUUUGCCAACGGUACCCGUAACCAGCCCCCAUCAUGGCUCGAACUUCAGGCUACCAAAUCCAAGAGACCUUUGAUGCUUCCAAUAACAUUUAUGGAUGGCAACACAAAAACAUUGCUCGCUGACUCAGCAACAACAGCUAGAGAACUCUGUCAACAACUGUCAGAGAAAAUCGGUCUCAAAGAUCAGUUUGGAUUCUCAUUAUACAUUGCUCUUUUUGAUAAGGUAUCAUCUCUGGGUAGCGGAGGUGAUCAUGUAAUGGACGCCAUAUCUCAGUGCGAACAAUAUGCCAAGGAACAAGGAGCUCAAGAAAGAAACGCACCAUGGAGGUUGUUCUUCAGGAAGGAAAUAUUUGCUCCAUGGCAUGAUCCGAGUGAAGAUUCCACGGCAACAAAUCUAGUUUACCAACAAGUUGUACGUGGUAUCAAGUUUGGUGAAUACAGAUGUGAUAAGGAUGAUGAUUUAGCAAUGAUCGCAGCACAACAGUACUAUAUUGACUACGGUUCCAACUUGAGUACCGAACGUUUACAGAGUCUUCUCCCCUCGUACAUUCCCGACAGCCUCCUCGGCAAACCUAACGCUCUAACCUACUGGAUGCAGCAAGUCAACAAUAAAAUACACGGCCCUUACUUUGCCAAUGAUAGGAUUAAGGGCCUUAAAGUGAAAGAGGACAUUGUUAGUUAUGCCAAAUAUAAAUGGCCACUUUUAUUCUCAAGAUUCUAUGAAGCGUAUAAAUUUGCCGGACCGAGCCUACCGAAGAAUGAUGUCAUAAUAGCCGUUAACUGGACCGGUGUGUAUGUCGUGGACGAUCAAGAACAAGUACUGCUGGAGUUAUCUUUCCCUGAAAUAACAGCUGUCUCAAGCAGCAGGACAGGAAAGAUGCAUGGCCAGAGUUUUACUCUAGCUACAGUGAAAGGUGACGAGUACACAUUUACUUCACCCAAUGCUGAAGAUAUCCGUGACCUUGUUGUCACCUUCCUUGAAGGUCUAAAGAAACGUUCCAAAUAUGUGAUAGCCCUACAGGAUUACAAUGCACCUGGUGACACAUUCUUGAACUUCCAGAAGGGAGAUUUGAUUGUAUUACUGCAACAGAAUGGUGAGACUGUGAUGAACUCCGGCUGGUGUGUCGGAGAAUGUGUCAGGUCACAGAGGAAGGGAGAUUUCCCCGCUGAAUGCGUAUACGUGCUGCCAACCAUCACUAAACCACCCCCAGAAAUACUGCAACUGUUUAUACAGUCGUCAGACCCAUCAAUGCUGGUACAAAAUACUGGAGAGGUUACAGUAGAAACUGGAGAGAAACCAUACACACUAGAGGAAUAUGCCAUGGACCAUUUCAGACCACCACCUAAGAGAACACUCACAAAAACACUGUCAUCAGCCAGGCGACGUAAGCCAGAUGAAUUGUGGAGAUAUUCAAAGGAACUGUUGAAACAGCCAUUGUUAAAGAAAUUACUGGGUCGUGAAGAAGUGAGCCAAGAGGCUUGCAUGUGCUUCCUAGCUAUCCUAAAAUAUAUGGGAGAUCAUCCGUCACGACGUGGACGUGUCGCUAACGAGCUUACUGAUCAGAUCUUUGAACCUCCACUCAGAACUGAGCUGUUGAAGGAUGAGAUAUAUUGUCAGGUCAUUAGACAGUUGACUGACAACAAGAACAGAUUAAGUGAGGAACGAGGGUGGGAGUUGAUGUGGUUAGUGACCGGAUGUUUUGCCCCAUCAACAAACCUGCUUAAAGAAGCCACCUUGUUCCUUCGCUCUCGUAGUAGAAAUCCAAUUGCCCAAGACUGCAUACAUAGACUUCAGAAAACUUUGCGAAAUGGAACAAGAAAGUAUCCCCCUCACCAGGUGGAGGUUGAAGCUAUACAACACAAGACCACACAGAUUCUUCACAAAGUUUACUUCCCUGAUGAUUCUGAUGAGGCAUUUGAGGUAGAGUCAAGUACCAGAGCUAAAGAUUUCUGUUUGAAUAUAUCCACCAAAUUACGUUUGAAAUCAUCAGAAGGGUUCAGUUUAUUUGUGAAAAUUGCUGACAAAGUGAUAAGUGUGCCAGAAGGGGACUUCUUCUUUGAUUUUGUACGACAUUUAAUAGACUGGAUACGAAAAGCGCGACCAACUAGAGAUGGUGCCCCACCACAGUUUACGUACCAAGUUUUCUUCAUGAAGAAAUUGUGGACUAAUCUGGUACCCGGCCGUGACAUGAACGCUGAUUUGAUCUUCCACUUUCACCAAGAGUUACCUAAACUGUUACGUGGCUACCAUAAAUGUAGCAGGGAGGAAGCUUCUAGACUUGCUGCUCUUAUUUACAGAGUGAAGUUUGGCGAACAGAAGGCUGGUCUACAAAAUAUUUCACGUUUAUUAAGAGAGCUUGUCCCAGCUGAUCUGAUUAAAACUCAAUCACCAGAAGAUUGGAAGAGGGCUAUACUCAGUGUAUACAAUGCUGAUGCAGCAUUAUCACAAGAAGAUGCUAAAAUAGAAUUCCUCAGAGUCAUCUAUAAAUGGCCAACCUUUGGUUCAGCUUUCUUUGAAGUCAAGCAAACAACAGAGCCAAACUACCCAGAACAUGUGCUGAUAGCCAUUAAUAAGAAUGGUGUCAAUCUCAUCCAUCCCCAGACAAAGGAUAUCUUGGCUACCCAUCCAUUUACUAAGAUCUCCAACUGGAGCAGUGGUAACACAUACUUCCAUAUGACAAUAGGAAAUCUACUGAGGGGCAGUAAACUUCUCUGUGAAACAUCAUUGGGUUACAAGAUGGAUGACCUAUUGACCUCAUACAUCAGCCUCAUGUUGACAAACAUGAAUAAACAGCGCACAUCAAAAAGAUAACUUUGUCAUAACAUAAAGAUAACUCUUACAUAACAAAAAAGGAUAACUCUGUUUAUCUCUAAAAACACUUUGUUACAAGGAAAACAUAACUGUGUUAGAACAAAAAGAUAACUCUGUUAUAAGCAAAGGAUAACUGUAUUGUUAUAAGCAAAGGAUAAUUAUUAGAAGAUAAGGACAACUACUAUUUCAAAAUAGAUAACUCUGUAAAGACUGUAUAUAUAAAUAUUGUUGACCCUGACUUUGUAUGAUAGACUCAAAACCUCUUUGAUAGGGUACUAUACAAGUCAUUUUAGAAGUUUAUAUCAAUGCAUUUAGAGAACAGAAAUGAUAUUCAACUAAUUUAUAAUUAACUAAAAGAAAGAUGAUAAUAUCUGUUGUGAUAAUGAUAAUAUUUAAAGUGCAGUUAAUAGUUCCCUCUAGAAUUAUAGACUCUAUAAUAAUUAUAUUUUAAGAAAUCAUUUUGACAUGUUUUACUGGUGUUAUAAUGGUUCAUAUUUUAUACAUCUGAUCACAUUUUGUGUUCAGUUUGAGGUAAAUAAAUUUAGUGUUCAACAUGCACUCGUGUCAACCCACAGCACCAUCUUACAAAACUGUCCUUAAAUCAAACAUUGUACCAUUAAUUCUGCAAUGAUCCAUUUGAAAUGUGGACAACUCAUCGCCUUAGUGCAGUAACGGGUUAAGUCCGUCUACAUUUAAUAGGACUUAACUAGUUAUUGCACUAAGGUGACAAUUUACUGUGCUUUUUUAAUGGUUCUUGUUCACAUAUACAAGUACUAAUGACAUACGCACAUUUUAUGUAAUGGCACACUUCAUGUUAUUGCAUAAACAAGGGUUCAGUUAUGAGGCAUCAAAAUAUAAGGAUAGUAUUAAUGUUAUGAAUUUAUUGCAUUUUUGUAGGCGUAGUGUGUUUUGAUAGUUUGAUAAAAUAUAUCAAGAAAACAUGGCCUAAACCAGUAAUAAUGUUGUGAUAAUUAUCAGUGUAAUGUAAUUGAUAAUUUUGCAUGUAAUUAAGAUAGUGAGUAAAUGUUUUGUCAAUGAAACAAGCUUGGUAUACAUACACUGUUGUUUAAAAAAAUCUAACUGGCGUACAAAAUUAUUCUUUAUCACUAUCAAUUCAUCAUUGUUGUUUAUGUAUAGAAUUUUGCUUAAAUUGACUGUCAUUAAAACACAUUAUGAGAUGUUUUUUUGUUAUCACGUUUUUUUACGGUCUUUAUAAAGUACAUUGUGCUAAAAUCCCUCAUUUACAUAAGCUUGUUAUUCCAGUUUGACAAUUUAUUGUUAAAAUUCCAACAUCACUAAAACACAUAUGUGCUAUGUUUAUGUUCAACAUAUGUUUAAUGUGUAUAUAAGCUAAAAUCACAUUGCAUAUACAUAUUUUGAAAUGAAUCUAUUUUGUGAACUUACUUUUAUUGUAUUAUUCUUUUUUUGUUUUGGUAUUAUAGAAGUUCUGUAGAACAAUAAUAUAACAUAGUUUGGAUAUAGGAGCAUUGUUACAUGCUGGUAUAGUUAACAAGUGCCAGAUUUAGUUACUAGAGACUGUUUUCUUGGAAAUUUCUACAAUUUCACUAUAAAUAUUACAUAACAAACAAGUAGACCUAAAGAAUUUUAAUUCUUUCAAUAAAAAAGAUUUCUAGAUUGUUCUGUAGCUAGGAUUCCUAGAGGAACUCAUAUUUUGUUAUUAUAAUGAUACAUUUCAAUAUAUUUGUUUAUACAAUUAUUAUAAUUUGUGUUACCAUGGUUACCAAGUUGUUGGUUAGGGAACAUGUAUCUUUCUGUCUCUCAUACACAGACAUAAUAUUCCAUAGUUAUAUAAACUUGUUUUUUUGUCUCCGUCAUGUUUUUAUUUAAAGAUUUAUUUAUACCUAGAAAUACCAGAGAAAUGGAAAUAAUGUGAGACAUUUGGAUGCAGUAACCAUAUCAUGUGAAACAGAAUUCUGAAAGAAAGCUCAACAAGGCUAAAAUUGAAAAUGUUGCAGGCUCUGUUUGUUUGGGCAAUGUUCAUAGAUGGAAGUGGUAAUUGCAAGCUACCGUUCACAUUCCCUAGCACAUGAUUUAGCAGAAUUCAACAUUUAAACAUGAAAAGGGUGAUUUUUUUUUUUAAUUAAAAAAUAUCUACAGAUGUGUUCAUAUGUCAGUUAUCAUACAACCUUUAAUGAGGCAUUUUCAUGCCAUUCCAUGAAAAGUGGAAUAAGGCACUCAAAUGUAUAAUUCAAAAUUACAGCGGUGAUGGUGACUUACUUGUACUACAGUACUUGUACUACUGACUUACAUGUACCUCUAGUACUAACUAAAUUAUGGCAUGACCAGCCUGAACUUCCAUGCUGUCGGACCAAAUUCUAUGCCAUUGGUUGCUUACUUUAAGUUAUCAAAAUACACUUGUAACACUUACAAUAUCAAAGUUUUCAUAUUCAAAGCAAGAACAAGUCAAUUAUUCACAUAUUGAUUGUCAGGUAUAAUACAAACAGAUUUAAUAAUAAAAGUAGGUUGUGUUUUUCUUUGACAGCUAAUAAAGCUGUAUACAGAUUAAAACUUGAUGUUGAAGCCCUUAACCUGCCAAAUUUGUAUAAAUUAACCUUCCUUUGAAUUAAGAGCAUUUGCUGUCUUUUUUGAUUGUAAGUUAAAAACCAACUAUAUUGAGCCUGAGCAGACUGUCCUACCAUUAAGGUUUUCCCUGUUUUUGUCACUCAGGUGGCAUAGAUCAAACCUGUAAAUACAACAAACCUGUAGACUUUAAAUGUAAAUAUUUCCUCUACUUGACUAUUUGUACUGGUAAAUUACUGCAUUAAAAUGUCACGCUUUAUUUUGAGAAUUUUAUAUUUUGUAUAUAAAGUUAUUUAGAUUCCACAAAAUAUAACCCUAUUAUGUUUUGUAUUUAUCUUUAUGUGUUUUUUAUGUUAUAAUAUGUAUUAUUAAUGUACAUGAAUAUUCCAAGGUUGUAUGAUUUGUAUGGAUUGUUUUGGUUGUGCCAGUUAUAUGAAUUGUUUAAUUAUUACAAAUAUGUGCACUCUUUGCUGUGUUUAUGUGUGAAAUGAAUAUUCAUGAUGAUAAUUAGGAAAAUAUUUAUGAAUAUUAAUUAUCAAGUUGUAAAAGUAUUCAGUUUCAAUUUAUUAGUUUUGCCUCCAAAAGACUUUCAGUUGUUUUAUUGAUUUAAAAAUAAUACUGAAAAUGAUAAUGAAAGAGCUAUUUCUGCUGUUGAAUAUGCCUAUUUGCUUUUGCCUUAUUAAUAUUCAUGAGAAAUGUAAAUUUCAUUUUGAUUUCUGUGAUGUUGAAGAAUAAUUAUAGAAGUUCUAGUUUAGUUUUAGUUGAACAUCAUUCAUGCAUUUGAAUUAUAGUAACAUUCAAAAAUAAAUAUUUUUAUUUGAAUGUUUUAAAUAACUAUAAUUACGAUAAUAUUAUUAUAUUAACUAAAAUGUAAUGGUUAACUUUCUACACUUGAAUCUUGCAUGCAUAUUAUAGUUUGUCUAAAGUUAGUACUCAAAUAAGAAAAGCUGGCCUUUUUGCAUUUAAAAUAAUGUAAGCUACCUAUGUUCACAAUUUAACUUCUAUUAAAUAGAAUCUGUGACACCAAGUGCAAAACAAUUUAUCAUGGUAACAGAUGAGACUUGCUUUAACAUGCAAUGAGAAAAUUAAUUUCAUUUCUUUCAUUUAUAUGUUACGUGUUACAUACUUUCCUUUAAAUGAUGAAAUUACAUAUUUUCUGGACUGGGAGUCACUCCAGAUACACAUGAAACCAUGACAUUUUAUUAUUAUCGAACAAAAAUGACAUCUAUUGAAUUAGAAAUGAUUAAAUCUUUAACAAAUUUAUGUAUUGUUUCCUAGUUGUCUUGGAACUGAGUCAUUGUAGCUACUGUAUUUAUUAAGUGAGAUUUUCAGUUGUAAAACACAUACUUGGAUAGUUGAACCACCUUCGCUAUUUGCAGUCCAUAGCUUAGCCUUAUAGUGGCUGAAAUGAAUAUGCAUUAUGAAAUUAAGAAGAAGUUAUAUUCAGCAUUUGCAUAGUUCCAGAAAUAAACAUUCCAGACUUUAUAAAUUCUUUUGAAGAUAAAUUUAAGAUAUUUUAAAUAUCUUUAUUUACAUACCAUAUAUACUAACAUUCCAUAUUAUUCCUGUGAUAUAUAUAAUGUAAACAUAUUUCAUGUGUCUUUGUUUUGCUAUUUUUCUGAAUUUUCUUCAUGUAUAUAAUAAGCAUUCCAUUAAAGAACUUUUAUAUUAAAUUGUACAUCACAGAUGUUUAUAAAUUGAAAAAGGGCGGAGUUUUGUGACAUGCAUAUUCAUUAAUUAUAAUGGUAAGGAGUCAUUGACUUAAUUAUUGUUUGAAAAUGUCAUGUAUUUAGGUCUUUGUUACAAUUGUGAGCUAAGAGUCCAUCCAAUAUCUGAAACAUGAGGCUGGUUUUAUCUAUGUCAUAUUUUGUACGACUAUAAAAUGAUUAAUAAUGUCCGAUUAUAAAAAAAUAUGUAUUCUGUUUAACACUUAACAGCAAGUUAUUGCAUGUUUACUAUAUUUUGCUAGAGAUUUUAUUGCCUUGAUAUGUUAUAUUACAAUAAUUGCACAUUCAACCACUGUAAACAUUAAGUGCACAUUAUUGUUUAUUUCUUGUGACAGUACAGUAUAAAGAAGGUCAAGGGGAAUUUUGAGAGAAUUUUUUUUUCUUAUUUUGCUAUGCUGCAAAAUAAUAUGAGCCGCGUCACGACAAAACGAACAUAAUGGGUUUGCGACCAGCAUGGAUCCAGACCAGCCUGCGCAUCCGCGCAGUCUGAUCAGGAUCCAUGCUGUUCGCUAUCAGUUUCUUUACUUGUAAUAGGGUUGGAAAGCGAACAGCAUGGAUCCUGAUCAGACUGCGCGGAUGCGCAGGCUGGUCUGGAACCAUGCUGGUCGCAAACGCACUAUGUUGGUUUUGUCGUGACGCGGCUCAUAUAGAUACUAGAUGUUGACAUACAUAUAUAUAAAUUAUAGCUUGUGUACAUAUAUACACUCUGGUUCAGAUACAUAUCAAUGUGUUGUUUAUAUACAAAAGCAAUAAAAUAUAAUUUUUGA
Messenger RNA from Ruditapes philippinarum (Manila clam), 11815 nucleotides. Its product is annotated as myosin-VIIa-like. Gene Ontology annotation, molecular function: cytoskeletal motor activity; protein binding; ATP binding. NCBI's taxonomy places the organism in Eukaryota, Metazoa, Mollusca, Bivalvia, Venerida, Veneridae. Gene Ontology annotation, cellular component: cytoskeleton; myosin complex. The record is from RefSeq and is a predicted model, not a curated record. The coding region runs from base 226 to 6780 and encodes 2184 amino acids. The transcript is spliced from 42 exons.